Messenger RNA from Lepisosteus oculatus (spotted gar), 6698 nucleotides. The record is from RefSeq and is a predicted model, not a curated record. NCBI's taxonomy places the organism in Eukaryota, Metazoa, Chordata, Actinopteri, Semionotiformes, Lepisosteidae.
AUCACGACAGCCGCACGCUCGGCGGAAUUCUGAGAGAAAGUCUGGUUUAUGGACGGCGGGGGGGCUUGAAACGCGCCGAAAAGGAGCACGGGAUGGAGGGCUUACUCCAUUACAUCAACCCCGCCCAUGCCAUCUCGCUGCUGAGCCACCUCAACGAGCAGCGCCUGAAAGGGCACCUCUGCGACGUCGUCCUGAUCGUGGGGGACCAGAAGUUCCGGGCGCACAAGAGCGUCCUGGCCGCGAGCAGUGAGUAUUUCCAGACCCUGUUUACCCGGAAAGACAGCGAGGCCCGGGGGGCCGUCCAGCUGGAUUUCUGCGAGCCGGAUGCCUUCGAGAACGUGCUGAAUUACGUCUACUCCUCUUCCCUCUUCGUGGAGAGGGAUGGCUUGGCAGCCGUUCAGGAGCUGGGCUACAGUCUGGGGAUCCCCUUCCUGACCAACAUUCUGUCCAAGAAGCCCCAUGUCUCCUACUCCGGCACCCGGAAAAGGGCUUCCUUCUGCGAGGAGGACGACAACGGGAGCCAGCAGAGAAGCGUCAUUGUGUGCCAGAGCCGCGGUGAUAAACCCGGCCCCAGCGCCUCCCAAGACAAGGGGCCGAAUCCGGCAUCGCAGGCCGCGUCCAAUCCCUUCCCUCCUGUCAAGCCUAAAGAGGUUUCAUCGGGUCAGCCUGCCAGGGAGUCCAGUCAGCCGUGGUCAAAAGACCGUGGCAGUUCCGUGACCUGCGAGAAGCCAAGCGACACCUCGAGGAACACGCCAUCCACUCUCAGGAAAUCCACAGACGCAGCUGAAGGCCCCGACCGCAGGCCCAGCCGGUCCGGCACCCUCGUUCGGGGAAGGUCGCCGACGAGACCCCAGCUGACCGCUUCUCUUUCUUUCAACGAUUCGUGCUUGCAGCAGGGCGGGGAGGCGGGCGGGGACGUCGCUCAGGGGCAGGACCGGGCUCCCACGUGUCUUGCAAAGCAGGGACUCCGCGCGCUGCCAGGCAGGGCGGGACAAGAGAGGCAAGGGGUCGACCGAAGCGGCCCGCUGAUUAAGAGCCUCCUGCGCAGGUCGUUGUCCAUGGACAGCCCCGUGCCCGUCUGUUCCCCAGCGUUCGAUCUGAAAUCCGCGCACAGCCGAGAGGAAGCCGCUACGAAGCCGGGGGCCGAGACGGCCGCCGCGGCGGAGUCUGUAGAAGGCAAGCGUUUCAAAGACAAGUCCAACGUCGUCCCGCCGCUCAGUCUCCGUUCCGGGAUCCUCAGCAGAUACCGGGAAGCGGAGGUGGACAAGUCAGAGGUCCGUGUCAAAACGGAGCCCAGCAGCCCGCUCGCCGACCCGUCCGAGAUCAUCCGGGUCACCGUCGGAGACAACCUGCCGGUGAACUUCAGGGAUUUCCACCCCCAUGCAAAUGACGAGGCACCCAGGGGAUUUUCCAAGCAUUCUGUCAAGAGGAAAUCCCGGCUGGACAACAGAAGGAAUCAGUUUAAAAAGUCCAGGUGCGUGGAGGAUCGCGAUUUUGGAUCGGAGCUCAGCCGCCGCGGUGGCGCGACGCCCCACAAUUCAGACACCGACGAGGACGCGGUACCCGCAGAGUCGAGGCAGAACAGAAUGUUUAAGUGCUGGAGCUGUCUGAAGAUAUUUCGCUCCAACACCGGCCUCUACCGCCACGUGAACAUGUAUCACAACCCCGAGAAGCCCUACUCCUGCGACAUUUGCCACAAGCGGUUCCACACGAACUUCAAGGUCUGGACCCACUGCCAGACUCAGCACGGGGUGGUGAAGAACCCGGCUCCCGUUUCCAGCUCCUACUCGGUGCUGGACGAGAAGUUCCAGAGGAAGCUGAUCGACAUCGUGCGGGAAAGGGAGAUAAAGAAAGCCCUGAUGGUGAAGCUCAGGCGAAAUAAGCCGGGGCUCGGAGGUCUGCAGUCCCAGGCGUUCGGCAAGAGGAGCCUCCGGGCCCGGUCCAAGAGCUACGCGUGUGGCUACUGCGGCAAGGUGUUCUGGUUCCAGUCGCAGUACAAGCAGCACUUCAAGACGCACGCUGGGGCGAAACCCGACGCCGAAGGCAGGGAGGGCUUCUCCAGAAAGCAGGACGAGGGGGCUGGCCUGAAGGAGAGCCAAGGCAGGGAGUCGUUCCCCUGCAGGCUCUGCAGCGAGAAGCUCCCCUCCCCGGCGGAACAGGGGGAGCACGAGCGGGAGUGCAGGCACGCCACGGUGUGCUCCUACUGCAGCCUGCGGUUCUCCACGCUGGCGCUCAAGAAGGAGCACGAAGAUCACUGCGAGUACAAGAAGCUCACCUGCCUGGAGUGCAUGCGCACCUUCAAGUCUUCCUUCAGCAUAUGGCGGCACCAGGUGGAGGUGCACAACCAGAACACGAUGACCAUCAAGGAGCAGCUGUCCCUCAGCCUGCAGGAGCACAACGGGGAGGCGCCCGAUCCGCUGAGACCCUCAGCCCCGGGGUCCGAACCCAAGAGCGCCGGGAGCUCCAAGGAGGAGGCGGUCUUCAGCGACUCCUCCGAGCCCCCGCAGUUCGACUCGGAGGACUCCUCCUUCCUGCCGGAGGACCUGAGCGUCCCCCAGCGCCUGGAAGAGGUCCGGGUGAAGGAGGAGCCGCCCGAGGAGGCCGCGGUGGACGAGGCGCCCCGCCCCCCCGCCGAGGCCGGCCCCGAGGAGUCCUGCGCGUGGCCCUGCGAGAAGUGCGGCAAGCUCUUCACCGCGCGCAAGCAGCUGGAGCGCCACCAGGAGCUGCUGUGCCACGUCAAGCCCUUCAUCUGCCACAUCUGCAACAAGGCCUUCCGGACAAACUUCCGCCUCUGGAGCCACUUCCAGUCCCACGUGUCUGCCUCGGAGGAGCCGGGACCGGCGGCCGCCCCGGGGCCCAGGCCGAAGAGGGCGGAGGGGGAGAGAUCCGGCCGGGCCCGCUCUUCCAAGGCGGAGGCGGCCGACGACCCCCUGACCCCUCAGGAAUCGGACACCCUCUUCUACCACGCCCCCACGCUCUCCGCCCUCACUUUCAAAAGGCAGUACAUGUGCAAGCUCUGCCACCGGACCUUCAAGACCGCUUUCAGCCUCUGGAGCCACGAGCAGAGCCACACGAGCACGUAGCCAGCGGGGGGGCCGGGGCCGUGAAAGCAGCUCGUCCGGCCUCCCCCCCCCCCGACGGGAAACUCCAGCAGACGACGUGGGAAGCGUGGGUGUGGUUUGGGCUGUUUGCCGAAAUGGCUGUAUCUUGAGUGGCGGCAGUUUGCAGAAGUUUUUCAGGAAUCCUCCCUGUCGAAACCAGGAAAGGUUGAUGCUGCCUGGUAGUCUGUACAUUUUGCUACUGCGUAAUUUUUUUUUUUGGGGGGGGGAACGACAAUAAAAGCUCAGAUUAGGAGUUUCGAAUUUCAUCCUUUAUAGCAAUAAGUGCAAAUUUACAACCUCAUUUUGGUAAGUGUACGACAGAUUUCGCAGGUGGGGGAAGUGCCUGUAAAAGGCUGCUGAGCUCGCUCGACAGCAGUGCCGCUCCAGCAAAACCACGGUGGGGAAAAGGCACUGGGUCUGGCUUUCUGCACUACAUCACAACCUCCGCAGCUGAUCUGUUGUAACCUGCCGAAACAGCAACGAUGUGCGCGUGUUUAUGGAUGUACUGCGUCGGAGAACUAACUACACAACAUUCACCGGUGCUGAAUGAAAUUGCACAGAUGAACUGUUCAGCUGCGUCAGAUAUCGAUUUUGACAGCCUCUCCCCCAGAACAACAAAUUGUGCUGACCUCUUUUAUAAUUUAGUGAUUUUUUUUUUAUUUUUAUUGGUGCAGUUUAACUCACACUAAAAUCUACCCUCCUCGGAUUGUUAUAAGGAAACGUGUACCUUCCGUGACCUUCAAGUUGUGUGGAAAGGGUGUGGGUGUUGUUUUGUUGUGCACAGUCAGGGAGGGAUUUGUCUUUUUGGUUUGACACUCGCGUAUUGCACAAUCUGUUCACACACACGUACACAUGCAUAUAUACACAGGUACAAGGGGUGCACUGAUAAAGGUUUUCUCAGUUGAUGUCAGCAUAAUCCCGAUAUUAAAUAGCACAAGCUUUUAAAGUACUGAAAGAAAGUAAAACUGAGCUUUUGACCAAAAUGAUAAAAAAACACCAAUAGCUUGUACAUAUUGCAUUAGUUUAAGAUCAUCAAGAAAAAAAAUGUGACUAAGAUGUAAUCUGAUUAGUCACCAGUGUACAUGUGGUCACACACAAAUACACUUGGAUUAUUGGUGACAGGUACAUUUUGUGUCACAAUAACAGGCACGUAAGAUAUCGCCAUCACUUUAUAAAAUAUUGACAGUACAAUAUACUAAUAUGCAGAUAAGAUGCAUCUUGUUUUUUUUUUCCUGUAUUUCUGACUCCUUUUAAAAACAAACAUAGUUUGUAUACAUGUAGCGAAAUACUGUGUGUUGUAAUUAUGACUUUCAUUUAUCAGUUUAAAUGGGAAAUAUAUUCACGGCAACAGGAGAAAAACGGAAAACUCGCGCCAUUUUUUCUUUAACAAAAAAAUGCAUCCACAAGCAGCGCACUGCAGAUCAAGAUUGGCAAUUGCGAUACGUUCUGCAAUGAUGCACUUCCUUCGGUAAAACACAGAAGCACUGACAUCAGGAAGUGGGUGGCUCCCAGCCUGUCUGUAUUCAGUAGCGCUCUGUUAAAUCUGACUGGGAGCAGGUCAGGGUGGCACAGUGGUGAGCACUCCUGCCUUGCAGAGCAGGGGCCCUGGGUUCAGGUCUGGACCUGGGUUGCUGUCUGUGUAGAGUUUGGGUGCUCUUCCCAGGUUCGUGCCGGGUUUCCUCUGGGUUCCUCCCACAGUCCAAAACAUUCUGGCCCUGGCUGUACCCUGCCUUGCGCCCAUUGCUUGUGGUUGGAAGAGAGACGAAGGCACGCGGGCCCUUCAGAUAACUGUUAGUGACAGCUUCUCCUGGCUAUUCAGCUGGUGAAUAGACAUAAGACAGGAUGCCAGGGGCCUCUUCUCAGUCAGAACUGGAAAGCCGGUCUUGUCUUUUUUUUUCUAGUCUUGUCGAAGUCUUGAUGAUUUUCAGGUGUGUGUGUGUGUACGCCGCCAUGUUCAGCGGCUGUAAAAUGUCUCUAGAUGCUGCUCUUCUGGGCCGUGUCUCCCUCAAUUACAGCCCCAUGUACGCCACACCGUAGGCAGUUAUCGUCUUCUGUACCGCAGUAGGUGCACCCAUCUGAAAAUCAAAUUACAGUAUGCGCAGGGUAAGAAGAGGCAUAGCUAUCGGCAUGCUGUGUAUUUUCACCGUAUAAAAUGGUGCUUGUCGCUUGUGUCCAUCAUGCUGACACAUCAGUGCACCCCUGAUAUGUGUAUACAUUUUUUUUUAAUGACCUCUGCUUCUGUGAACGGGAGGCUAUCAUGUCGGUUACGUCAACACACUUUGCUAGAUCUGCGUAAAAAAAGUAUGCGUUGAGAGGAUGGUAACGAAUGUAUCUUGUCGUAGUGGUUCGCCGAGUUUUUUUCCCCCGUCUCCCUUCACUCCUUACCUUGCCUUGUGAUUUUGCCAUUUCAAGCGCCUGUUUUUGUUUUUCUUCGUCUCUUUAAAAUACAUUUGCAACACGUGCGAGGAUGGGGGGGAAGGGGAGGAAUAGCAUUUGUAUUUCCUAGCUGUAAAUUGAAGUGCUCUUGUAAAACACAAGUACACGUUGUGUGCAGUUGUGUGAGGAAGCGGUUUUACUUGGCUUAUUGAGCCUAAGCCGCCUGGGGCAGUACUGUUUUAGACACGGCGGGCUUGUGGGUGUAGCUAGAGCCAUGCUUCUAUGAUAAAAGAGAACAAAUCUUUAACAGUUCUAUUCAGUGGUUCUCUUCUCCUCUAAUGUAGGAUUAUGGGAUUGCAAGACUGAGUUCUCUAGCAAAUCAAGUUUCUGCAGCUGGAGUACUUUGUAUGAGCCUUUAUUGUGUAACUCUAAUUUUUGCCUGCCCUACAGAAACAGAAAUGCCUUUUUAGAUGCCAAAUAGCCGAUACGUUUCUGUCGAUAGAGAAUCGUUUAAGAUGAAAACACAUCUAGCAUUUUCAUAAUGCUUUUCCUUAAGCUUUUACUCUAAUGAGAUUAGGCAGCCUGCCAUAGCUCAACCAUUAUAUUUAAACUCAGCCCUAAAAUCUGCUGUGUAUAUAUUUUUUUUUAAAAAUGACUUCUUUAUUUUAAAAGGAUCCUUAAUAGUUGAAGGUUUUCAUGCAGAUGUUGCAAUAGUUUUGUGUUGUCAUUAUAAUCUCUGCCGAAGUUUGAUACAAAUGUAUGGUUGGAGUUUUUUUAAACUUGGCUUCUGAAAGUAAAUAAGUUUUCUUCAGUUUAACACACGGAUUGGGAAAUUCACUUUAAGACUAGACUAGGCAGUAUGGAGAGAAUAAAAGAUGUGUAAACAGAGGUUGGAUGCACUUGUACUUUGUGAUGUUUGGACGUUUAAUCUAAUUUCUGUUGGUCUGUUGUUACAGCCUUCCUUCUGAACAGGAAUAUGGAAGAAAAUGUAUUUUUUAUGAGUUUAUACAAAAGUAUUGCACAAAGGAGAUUAUACUCUCUUACGGAUGUGAAACAGAGGUUGGUGUAAUGGGUUAUGUUAAGCCUUAGAAAAGGGGUACUGCAUCAGUACUCAGGCAUACUGUAUCAGUAUCAGCCUGCCAAGUCCCUCAAGCAACUGAAGCAGUUUGACCACAAUAGGGUUUGUGUUCAUCAGAAAAAGACUGACCACAUUGAGACCCG